This is a messenger RNA of Ricinus communis (castor bean), 2461 nucleotides long. RefSeq names its product putative glycerol-3-phosphate transporter 5. NCBI's taxonomy places the organism in Eukaryota, Viridiplantae, Streptophyta, Magnoliopsida, Malpighiales, Euphorbiaceae. The record is from RefSeq and is a predicted model, not a curated record. Gene Ontology annotation, molecular function: transmembrane transporter activity. The transcript is spliced from 2 exons. Gene Ontology annotation, cellular component: membrane. The coding region runs from base 672 to 2147 and encodes 491 amino acids. Gene Ontology annotation, biological process: transmembrane transport; phosphate ion homeostasis.
CUACCGUUGUUGGCCGGUAAAUCCCCGAAAUCUCAAGGGUUCUUCACAAAAAGUAGAAGGCAUUUGCGCCUCUAGCUGAUACAAGUCAAAGUCAAAUAUCACACACGCUAGUAAGCUCUUCUAUCUAUUCCAUGCAUGCCCAGUUCCGGAUCUUGAGGGAAAUACAAAUAAUCUCAUUGUCUUAAAACAAUCGAAUUGUAAUAAAAUUUUAAAACUAAUGAAAUAUUUGUAUUUCAUUAGUUCCCUUUCUUAUCAGUUUCUUCCUUUCUUUCUGUGUUUCUACAGUGUAUUUGUUUCUCUGUUCAAGACUAUAUCAAAAAAAGAAAUGAACUUAUUGGCAAGAUAAGAAAUUAACUUUCUGGGAUUAGAUUCAGAUCUUGCAAGAAUAGGGUUGCGGUAUGCUUCUCCUUCUGCUUCUUACUCAUACCCCGAUUUCAAAAUCUUGCAUUUCUACCCGUUACCCUUUUCUUCCUUCUUUAUGAUUACAGUUUCUUUCAUUCUUUUUUUUUUUUUAAUAAUUUGUUGAUGGUAGUUAUUACAUCUGUUUAAGCUGGGAUCUUUAUUUAUGAUCAAUCACACUCGAACAAAAAAUCUCUCUCUUUCUCUCUCUCUUUCUCAUGUCAUUUCUUGAAUUCUUGAUUCUUCAACUAUAUUUGUAGUAUCAAACAACAAUGACUCUACCUCCAGCACUUUACCUAUUCCCCUCUCUUAAUCCUCCGCACAAAACCAUCGCUUUCCACAAAUAUCUCGUCCUUCUCAUCACUUUUCUUGCUUAUGCCUCUUUCCAUGCCUCAAGAAAGCCACCAAGCAUUGUCAAGAGCGUUCUUGGACCCAACAUUCAAUUAAAUUCUUCAUUGGCUGAAUCCAAUGCAGUUUCAUUAGAAUCCAAUUCAAGUUCCACUGAUACUGGUUGGGCUCCAUUUAAUGCCUCUGAUGGGACUCGCAGGCUUGGGGAGCUUGAUCUUGCAUUCUUGUUAUCCUAUUCGAUAGGAAUGUAUUUUGCUGGACAUGUAGGGGAUAGGAUUGAUUUGAGGUUGUUUCUUGUUUCCGGAAUGAUGGGUAGUGGUAUUUUAACUAUUGCUUUUGGGUUAGGCUAUUGGUUUAAUGUACAUUUUUUAGGUUUUUUUCUGGGUGUGCAAAUCUUGUGUGGUUUAUUUCAGUCAAUUGGGUGGCCUUGUGUUGUGGCAGUUGUUGGUAAUUGGUUUGGAAAAGCAAAGAGAGGGUUUAUAAUGGGGGUUUGGAAUUCACAUACAUCAGUAGGAAAUAUUGUUGGUUCAGUUGCGGCUUCUGCUCUUUUGGAGUAUGGUUGGGGUUGGUCAUUUGUGGUGCCUGGGGUUUUGGUGAUUUUAGUUGGGUUUUUGGUCUUUUUUUUUCUUGUGGUUAGUCCUGAAGAUACUGGACUUGAGCUCCCAACGCAAGAGAUUGAAAUGAGUCAAGAGGUGGAUGGUGAGGAGAAUGCUGAAAAAGUAGAAUCAGAGGAAACAGGGCUUAUUAGGAGUGAAAGUGAAUCAGAUUCUUUGGCUGCUAUUGGGUUCUUGGAGGCUUGGAGAUUACCUGGUGUUGCACCAUUUGCUUUUUGCCUCUUCUUUUCGAAGCUAGUUGCUUAUACAUUUCUAUAUUGGUUGCCCUUCUACAUAAGGAACACAGCUAUUGCGGGUGUGCAUUUGUCACAUAAAACUGCUGGUAAUCUUUCAACAAUAUUCGAUAUUGGAGGAGUCUUUGGUGGAGUUUUAGCAGGGUACAUAUCAGACUUGAUUGGAGCUCGUGCAGUAACUUCAACUGUAUUCUUGUCUCUAUCAAUCCCAGCUCUUAUUAUAUAUCGGGUUUAUGGAAGUGUAUCCAUGGUCACCAAUAUUGUUUUGAUGUUUCUUUCUGGAUUGCUUGUAAAUGGCCCGUACUCACUAAUCACUACAGCUGUUGCAGCUGAUCUUGGUACCCAGGAUGCAAUUAAGGGAAAUUCUCGUGCCUUGGCUACUGUGACUGCAAUUAUAGAUGGUACUGGUUCUGCUGGGGCUGCUCUUGGUCCACUAUUGGCUGGGUAUAUUUCUACUAUAGGGUGGAAUAGUGUCUUUGCUAUGCUCAUAAUCUCUAUUUUGCUUGCAAUUAUGUUCUUGAUUCGUGUUGUGAGAACUGAGAUUAGAGGAUAGAUGAAUGAGGGAAUGGAUUUUGGCACAAAUACGAGUUGAAAGAGGGCAAGUUUUUCUCAAGGCAUCAUUUUGUUCAGAGUAGAAUAGUGAUUUCCAUAUAGAAGAUUUUUAGAUCAGAAAAUUCUCAAGUGAUAUACUUGUGUGUACAUUUUGUAUCUCAUCCUUUACACACAAAUAGUUUCUGUUUACUUUUAUUGUACAUGUACAAAUACAAAUUCAUGAAAGGCUCUUGGACCCAUCAGAUUUUUUGACCCAAAAAAAUAAAAAAUUCGUGAAAGGCUGAAUAUUCAUUAUGUCCUUUACUUUGUAUGAUA